This is a messenger RNA of Bactrocera tryoni, 2348 nucleotides long. RefSeq lists its product as uncharacterized. The transcript has 5 exons. Bases 768 to 1556 code for a protein of 262 amino acids. The record is from RefSeq and is a predicted model, not a curated record. Lineage: Eukaryota; Metazoa; Arthropoda; Insecta; Diptera; Tephritidae.
AAGGAUACCUGGUAUCCGCUGUCGCUCGCUUUGACACAUAUUCAUAGCAGUGGAAACUGUUUUGCUGCUUUGUUGUAAAUAUUACGAAGAAAACGCAGAUGAAAUUGCAUUUAUAAAAUGUGCUAAACGUUUUAAAUACUUUAACACAUAAAGUCUAUAUCAUUUUCGUAGUAAAUACAAACAGUUAUAUAUGUAUAUAUAUACGCACAUAUGUGUAUUGUAUAUUAGUUAUACAAAUGUUAGAAAAAAAUUGAAAUUAAGUCAGUAAUAUAAAAGUGCGGAAGAUUACAAAUGCGUAAGUCAAGUAUUUCACACACGAUUUGCUACGUGAAACAAUGAAAAGAAUUUAAAUAAAAGUAAAAAGUGAACUUCAAAUUCCUAACAUCAUACGUUGUACAAAAUCGAUAUCUCGCUAAGUCUCGGAAGUGCGUUUUGGACACGUUGAAGCCCAGCGAAGCGGGGAGUGGCAGAGUACUGCAUUUAUUCAGCUCGUGUGUGUGUUGUUUGUGCGUUUCAUCGAGUUUGUAGUUAUUAUUAUGUUUAUAAAUUUCAAAUGAAAUAUGAUAUAUAGGAUAUGCAGCAUAAUGCGGAAAUCUAGUUGAUUGUGUGAAUGCCUUGAGCCAAUUUAACGGAAGUGAAAAAGUAUAUAAAUAUAACUAAGAUGGUCUUUAAGGCCUGAAACUUAACUACGGUGUGCUGAUUCUGUGUACGUAAAUUUCCAAAAGUGAAAAAUUAAAAUCAACCGCUGAUAACUUAAAGUUUAAGAAAUGCAUUCUGUGGGCAUCCAUUCGGCUAUGGCAAUAAAACGCCAACGUAAACGACGUGAUGAACAGAAACGUGCGCGAGAAAGACGUUACAGUACGCAGAGUUCCGAAAGUGGAGAAACAUUUCAUUCGCCAAGUGGUUCCUUUCGACGUAAAUUUCAUCAUGCACAUAGCGUUGCUAAGCCUGGACCAGGCAUGUUGGACAGCCAGGUUGUCACCAGCAUCGGUAUGCUGCACAUUGGUAUCGUAUUUAUAGUAUUUGGUGUAUUCUUAUGCGGUGCUGGUAUUAUACCAGAUGAAACUAUGUCCUGGAAUGUGUUCAGUAGCAGCUCGGCAUGGUGGAAUGAAGUUACUUGCACUGGGCUUUUCUCGCUUGGAUUAGGACUAUUUUUACUUGUACUGAAUUGCUUGAUUAGCCGCAAGGAAGAAGAAGAUCUCGAAGAUUAUGUGCAACGACAACUAACUAGAUCACGAUCUGGUCAUCGUCUGGAACGUGAUGUCGAAACUGGUGUGCUAACUACACGCCACGCACGGAAAGCUGUAGCUUUACAAAAGAACAUGCGCAAUGGAACUGCCACGGACGUAGCACUUGUGAACAGCGCAUCGGCGGAAGAAGUAGCAAAUGGUUUAGCCAACACCGGUGAUAUAGUGCUCGAGAAAAUCGUGGAGGAAGAUAAUACGUAUAUUAAUGAUCGUAGCGCUGGCAUAUCUCCGAUAGAUAUUGAGAAUGAUACCAAGCAAUUGCUGAGAAGAGAAUCAUUAAAUGAAACAAUCAAUAUAACACGAAUAUAAAACGUAAUGAUGCAUCUACACUUUAAUACUUGUAAACAAAAAUAUGGAAUAUUUUACUAUUUAUUAUAAAGACUUUUAUUUAAACUUAAGCCUUUAAACUAUAAGUGAAGUAUUUAAAUAAAAAAAAAAUACAAAAUAUAUAUAUUUAAAAUAGUUUAACAAAAAUCCCAUGUGACCAUAUUUUUUAACAAAUGUCUUUUAUAAGUAUUUUCGUAUUUGCAUGUAUACUUAAUUAAUAUGUAAAACUUAAACCAUAACAAAUAUACACACAGAAAUAUGAGUAUCGAUUUGUCGUGCAUAGCCUAAACAAAUAAUGGUUUAAUUUACUUUAAUUAUAAUGAAUAGCAGUAUAGUACUAGAUUAUACAUUCCCACUUCUAUAUAUUAAACGAAAAAAAAUUUCUCGAACAACUUUAAAACAUGUACUAAAUGAAUACACACACUGCACUUUGAAAUUCAUAUGACUCUAAGCAAACACAAUUUAUUAAAUGCCGAAUUAUAUUAAAAUAGCACAACAAAGCAAAUUUGCAAAACGAUACACACAUACACACAUAUAUGUAAAUGUACAUAUAAAAUAUCAUUGAUGCGUAAACGUAAUCAUACGAACCGUAAAAAGUUUCAAUACUAAUCAUGUAUAAACUUGCUAAAACUGGAAAUAUUAUAAUUAAAUGGAAGUUACGAUUUAUUACAAAUAGGCAAAGCAGUAAAAAAUAAUAAUUGCACAAUUCAAACUCAUGUGAAAAGACUUUUAAGUAUAUACUAAAUAUAUAUGUAUAAAAUUAAAAAAAAAAAA